Messenger RNA from Plasmodium vinckei vinckei, 6051 nucleotides. Its product is annotated as conserved Plasmodium protein, unknown function. NCBI's taxonomy places the organism in Eukaryota, Apicomplexa, Aconoidasida, Haemosporida, Plasmodiidae. The transcript has a single exon. The record is from RefSeq and is a predicted model, not a curated record. The coding region runs from base 1 to 6051 and encodes 2016 amino acids.
AUGGAGAAAAAGACAAAAGAAAGGGGCAUAUAUGGAAAAACUAAUUUAGUGAUUGAAAAUCAAAUUAAUAAUGCAAAUAAUUUAAAGUAUGACGACGAUAGUAAAAAUAGUGUAGCAUAUUCCGAUGAAUGUAAUACACCAUGUUUUAUAAAUAGUAGUAUGAAAGACAAUAAUAAAAAAAGAAUAAAAAUAAAAAUAGGAAGUAAUAGUUCAGAUAAUAAAAUAUAUACAGAAAAAAAAGAUAAAAGUUUUAUUAAAAAUAUUGUUCAGAAAAUAGAAGAAGCAUAUAAAAAUCGAGGAAAAAAUAAUACAAAAUGUAUGAUUCCGUCUAAAUAUAAUUCUACAUUUUAUUUAAAUGAAUAUUUAAAUGUUGAGCCUACUAAUAAUGUAUUAUAUAGACGUAGAAUUCCAAAUGAAACAUUAUAUAAAAGUGAUUUUAAUAAAAUUAAUUUAAAGCCAUUUAUUCGAUGUAAUAGUUUACGAAAUUUAAAUAGUAAUAAUAAUGAAGGGCCUUAUAAAAAUAAUAAAGCUAUUAUAAAAAUAUCUAAUGUUAGUCCAUUUGAAGUUCUUGCAAGGAGUAACGCAAAUAAUUCAUCUAAAUAUUUUCAACCUUGUAAUUUUUACUGUUUAAAUAAGCCAGAUCAUAAUUUUAAUGUCCCCAAAAUUCCUCGAACACAUUCUUUGCAUAAUACAAAAAUAACUCAACGAAAAAAUGCACAGAAUGAGCAUAAUGAAAAUAAAAUCGGUUUGUGUUCUUUAAACAGACGUAAUACAUAUAAUUCAUUUGGUAAUCCAACAAAUUAUAAUAACAGCAAUAAGGAAACAAACAAAAUAAGGCUACAUAUAUCCAAUGAUAAUAAAGAAAAUAAUCGAAGUUUAGUUUCAAAAAGGGAUUCGAAACAAAAAUAUUAUGAUCAUGAUAGUUGUUUAUCUAGCAAUAAUAGUAAUGAAUCAAAAUAUCAUAAAAAAAAUAAAAACAGAAAUGAAAAAAUCAAAACACAUAUAUUCAUCCCAUCCAACACUUCAAAAAAUGACAAUAUAAAGAAUGAAAAUAAGGAUGAACAUAAUAUGGUUAGUGUAAAUACAAAUAGACAUAGCGAUGCAACGAAGGAAGGAGAAGAACUUUGUUCUGAUUAUGGAAGUAGUGAUAUUUCUUUUAGGGAACCUUCGAAAAAUACUUCUAUAAAGCGUAAAAAUAUUAUCAAUGGGAUAAUAAAAUGUGCCGAUGUUGAUACAAAAAUAGAUAGAAACAAAAAAUCCGAAUGUGCAGAAAAUGAUACAAUGGUGAGCAGUCAGUAUGAAAACGAGCAUUUUGAUACAGAUAAUAAAUCAGAAGGUGAGAAUCGCGCCUUAUUUUAUAAUAAAAGGAAAGAAAUGGAUGACAAUAACAAAUUAUGUUUAUACAAACAGAAAGAUGACUCAUCAUUAUACAAUAGAUUUGACAAUGAUAAGAAUACAAGUCGAAGUUAUGAAGAUAAUUCAUUUAAUAGUGAAGAUGAUAUUUAUAAUCAUAUGUCUAAUACAACAGGAUCUAGUAGAACCAUAGACAAUGGAUCUAAUCGAGAAAAUAGCAAAUUAUCCUUAAAAAUGGAUGGAAAAAAAGAAAAAAGAAAAUUAAAUAAUAUUGAAAAUUGUAAUAAUUUCUAUAUAUUUAAAGGAGAAAUGUUGAACAUUUUGGAUUAUAAAGAAAUAAAAGAAAAAAAUUCAAAAAGCAAUCAUAGUAGUUUGACAAAUAGUAAGAUAUAUACAAGGGAUGGAUCAGAUGAAAGUGAUAUAUAUUAUAGCGAUGAUGACAGUGAAAUGAAUGAACGGUUUAAAAAUUUAAAAACAAAUACUAUAUCGGAUAAUAUCAAUAGGGGUAAUAGCAAAAAAUGUACAAACCAUAGCCAAAGAAAAUUAAAAACAAAUUCACAAAAUAAACUAAAUACAAAUAGAUGGAAUGAUAGAAAUAGUCAGAAAAUUAUGAUAUGUGAUCGUAGUGUCAAAAAUGGGAAAUCUCUAAGUCCAAGCACAAAAAGUUAUAGAAAUAUGUGUAGUGAUAUGAGAUGCAAGAAAUAUAGCCAAACUUUAGGAAAUGAUGAAAUAAAAUCACAAAAAUCAAAAAGGUCUAUUUUAAAUGAAUUAUUACCAAUAGAAAAUGAUGAUUAUCAAAGUAGUGACAAAUCAGAAAACCAAAAACAAUCUCAUACGUCUAAACAAAGCAGAUCUAGUAAAUAUCAAAGUAAAGGACACAGUAAAAGUAUCUAUAGUGAUAAAGACAAUCAUUUUUUGAAUAAUGAAAAAAGUAAUAAACAUGAAUAUAGACAAACACGAUCAAAAAAUAUAGAUAAUAGUAUAUAUCACACAAACACAAAAUGUAGUAAUAAGAGUAAGAAGGGGAAUUAUGAUCGUUGUAAAAGCAAUGAUAAUAGUAUAUUAAAAACAAGUAGAAAUAAUACUACUCAUAAAUCAAGUAAUACACAUUUAACUUGUUUUGAUGAGGUAGAAAAAGAUGACGAUCGAAAUUAUGAAAUAUGUGAAUAUAAUAAAGAAUCAACAAACAAUUUACUCCCAAAUGAAAAAAAGAAAGUAUAUAAAACUAGUAAGGUUGUAGAAGGUUAUAGGGAAGGGAGAUUUCCAUCAAACUAUAAUUUGUAUAAAAAGAAUGAGCAUAUUCAAAAUAAAUCAAUGAAUAGUGAAAAUUAUAAGGAUUAUGACAAUGUGCCUAAGUAUAAAGAAAAAAAGGAAAUCAGAUAUUCUUCACAUUAUAGUGGUGAUUCUAAACGGAAUAAAAAAAAGCAAAGCAAACUACAUAGUAAUAAUACUUAUUAUAAAAAUUGUUGUAAACGAAGUGGUACAGCUUGUAGGGCAAUUAAAUCAGUAGACGAAAUAUAUAAAAGAAAUAUAUCAAAUAGUUCUGAAAAUAGUGAAUAUGAAUAUAAAAAGCCAGGAAAAAAUGAAAACAGUUUUAAGAGUAAAAAUAGUUUGAAAAAAUCCAAAAUAGGGAUGAAAGGGAUUAGUUCAAAUUAUAUUAAUGAAAAAAGGAAUAUAUAUGUAUCAAAUAUUUUGGACGACGACCAUGAAGAAAAUAAACAAAAUAAAACUAGUAGCAAAGAAUUUCAGUCAUCUAGAAGAGAGUAUAAAAAUACAAAUAAAAAAAUGAGCCAUUUGAAUAGACAAGAUAGUAUGAACUUUAAUCCAGUAACUACAAGUAAUAAGCAUAGUACCAUUGAUAAUAUUCAAAAAGAUAGAUCUAAGAUGUGUUCAAAUUUAAAUAUAAAUUAUAUGAGUAAGGAAAAGAAUAUCAAAUCAGUUUGUGAAUCAUCCCAUAAUAGUCCCAAUGAUAGUAUCUACUACGAUUAUAAAAAUAAGCCAAGAAGAAAUUUAAAAAGUAUGUAUGAUGUAAAAAAUGAAGCAGUAAAAUCAAGACAUGAAAAUUUUUAUGAAUAUAAUGGCAAAAAAAACAUAUCUAAUGCUAAUUAUAAGUCAGUAGAAAAUUCAAAUAAAGUAGAGAAUAAAAGUAUGCAUGAAAAUAGUAUUUAUGAUAGAGGAAUAUCCAAAAAAAGUUCAAGAAAUCGAAGUAAAAAUUAUGUAAGCUCUAACCAUAUAAAUAGCAAUAAUAGCAAUAGUUGUAAUAUAAUGUGUUUGGAAGAUAAACAAAUAACAAAUGAUAUAGAUAUAAAUAUAAAAUACAAAAAAGAUAAAACAUUUGAUUCUGAUUCUAAUAAGAAGAAUAAAAAAAAGCAAAGAAGAAGGGAUCUUAGUCGAUUCGUAGAAAAUAGUCACUACUUAGAUAGCAAUAAUCAAGAUUGUAAAAGUUAUAAAAAUAAAUAUGAUAAAAUCAGUUCUUCAAAAAUGGGGAGUAUGACGUGUGCAGAAAAUGAAAAUUCAUUUCAAAAAAAUAAUGAAUAUAUAGAUUUAUAUAGUAAAAAAAAUCGAUCAAGCAAAAAUUACACUACUAUUUCAUAUAAAGAUGAUAAUAGUAAAAAUGGUGGGGAAAAAAUAUCAAGUAAAAUAAAUGAAGAGAAAAUAAUAUAUUAUACUGAUAUAUCAGAUUCAGAAAAAUCAAAAAGACGACAUUCAAAAAGGGAUGAAAACUUUUCUAAGAUUAGAUUAUCCAAUUAUUCCGACAAAAAUAGUAAAAGCAAUAGAUCUAUAAAAAGGACAAAAUCAAUGAAUGAAAAAAUAAAUAAAACAGACUUAAAUUCAAAUGAUGUUCAUAAAGAAUCAGUUAUAUCAAAUCGAAAUAAAACAAACGAAUUUGAAAAGGAACAAUUAUAUAAUUCAAAUAAAAAAAAUAGAGAAACAAAUAUGACAUACUAUUCUAAUAGUGAAAAUGAGGGUAACAUAUGCACUGAUUUAAAUGUUCAAAAACAAAAAUCAAGAUCCUCACAAAUUUCGAACAGUUUUAAUAGGAUAAGAAGUAAAAGCAAAGAGAAAACCGUAAGUAAAGAAAUAAAUAUCAAUGGGAGUUAUAUUAUAGAUAAAAAUUGUAGACAAAAUGAAAAUAAUAAUGAAAAGGAUUUAGAAAAAUGCCAAGAUAAUAAUUCUUUACGAAAUAUGGAUAAUCAAGUAGUACCUAAUAAACCGUCUAUAAAACUGGAAUCAAAAUGUUCAGAAAAUGAAGUUUUACCAAUAACUUUUGAAGGUGGUGAGCAUAAAAAUGGUGGAUAUAAUAAUUGCCUUACUUCCGAUGAUAUAAAAGACAAAUGCUUGUAUAAUAAUAAGUAUAAAGAAAAUUUGUCAGAAACAAAUAAUAGUGGUAAUACCCCAACUGAUCAUGCAGUUUUAAAAAAUAUGUCUAUGCCAUGUGAAAAUAAUAAUGUAGAACGCGGAAUAAGCAAUUUUCAGAUGGGGCCUAUAAAUGGUGUUAUAGGUUUGAAUAAAGCCAAUGAAUAUAUGAGGGAAGAAUUAAAUUACUAUUUAUCAAAUAAUAAUAAUGAUAAUAAUUUGAGAAAGUUACCAAGCAUUCAAGUAAGUUCCAAAAAGGUUAUUACUGAAGUUAUUACAAAGCAUGAUACAUAUGAAAAGGAUAAAGAAGAUACAUUUAAAAAACCUUCUCCUAAUUUAAACAAUGAUAAAAGUUUUACAAAUGCUAUAAAUCAUCAAAGCAAUAUGUGCAUAAGUAAUAAUGGUACUAGUACUGAAAAUUUACAAAAUAAAAAUAGUCCUUUAAAUAAUAUACCAAUUAUAAAUAAUAAUUCAAUAAAUAGAAAGUUUAUACCAAUGAAUAAUAAAAUUGAUGCUCCUAAAAGUUGUGUCUUACCUUUUGAACAAAAUAAUUCGUUUCAAGAAAAUGGCACAAAGGAUAUAAUAAAACAUACUUAUUCAAAUCCAGAAAUUGAAGAAAAAAAAAAUGAAAUUUUAUAUAAUCAUGGUAAUAAUAUAAUAUAUGAACAAAAUAUGGGAAACAAUGGUAUGGCUAGUUACGAUAAUUUGAAUACUAACAAAAAUACAAACUAUUUUGGACAGGGAAAAAUUGUAAAUACAAAUGAAGUUAGUAACAUUCACAAUAACAAGAAUAACAUAAUUUAUGAUAAUAUAAAUAAUUGUUACAUGAUGAAUAGAAAUGUAAUAAAGAAUCCAAUGAUAAAUCAAACACAAGCAAUAUCUGAGCCAAUAAAUCCUAACUAUGGUCGUAAUUUUUAUUCUGCAUAUUAUAAUAAUAAAGCAUUUAGUGUUCCCAAUAUAGGAACUCAAAAUAUGAAUAUUCCUAUAUAUAAUAAUCAAGUACCAAAUAUAAUUGAUAACAAUAAAAUGGGAAUUAUUGCAGGCACUAACCAACCAAUUCAACAAACACAUCCUCAAGAUUUUAGAAAGUUUGGCACAUAUCCCGUAAUAAUAACUCAGAAUCCGAAUAGCAGCGCAAAUAAUAACAUAAAGAAUAAUAAUCCUAUUAGUAAUGACUUGGAAAAAUUAAAUACUGACAAAUUUUCGAAUAAUAAAUAUUUUUUUUAUGAAAAUGGUCAAGCAUAUAUAAUUGGAGAUAAUAAAGUGAAUAACCCAAGUUUAGUAAAAAGUAUGAGUAGCUAUGCAGUACCAAAUUCAUGCCCUUCAUAUAAAAAUAUAUAA